Molecule: messenger RNA, 704 nt
Organism: Hyalella azteca
Lineage: Eukaryota; Metazoa; Arthropoda; Malacostraca; Amphipoda; Hyalellidae
Product: late histone H1
Exons: 3
Coding region: 119-364 (81 amino acids)
Source: RefSeq, a predicted model, not a curated record
CGGAAGGUAAGCUGUCGAAAUCUUCCGCCAACAGUAAUAUCGAACCCGCUGCGCGUGCAAGAUCCUCCACUGUUGUGACAAGACAUAAAAAGUUCAUAUCGAUAAACGACAUCGGUAAAUGCCUGACCCGGCAGCAACGAAGAAGGCUGGUGCAGGGCGUGGUGCAGCUGCCAAGAAGACCUCUGAAGGUGAUGGAAGUCCGAAAAAGGGAAAAGGACGGGCUAAGGCCCCUGCUAAGUCCGCAGACAAGCCCGCCGAGAAACCUGCGUCGAAGAAAGGCGCCGAGAAGCCAGCUGGAAAGGGCGCAUCAAAGGGGCCUGCCAAGCCGAAGAAGUCCACCAAGGAAUCUGGAGAUGAAGAGUAACGGUCUCCCUCGCUUCUACGUCACAACCAUCAAUUUCUCCGCAAUAUUAGUUUGUAGUUGAAAUAAAAGUUGGUCGAAGCGUAAAUAUGUUAAGAGCUAGGUCAUAACAUGGCCAGUACGGGUACCAUGAGUUUUUUUAGUUUCAUGAAAUUUUAUGCUUAUGAAGAAUAGCUGCGUAUUUUGGCAAACUGCACAUUUCAUAACUCAAUACUCAGAAAUGGCUUGGUGGCAUUACCUUCGUAUUAUGAAUAAGGGGUUAUGCCGCAUUCGGCUUCUUUUACUGUUCGAAACAUUGUUUUUUAAUUCUGCGAAAUUCUACUUCUAAUAAAUUAUCUCUAGU